This is a messenger RNA of Triticum turgidum subsp. durum (durum wheat), 1062 nucleotides long. NCBI's taxonomy places the organism in Eukaryota, Viridiplantae, Streptophyta, Magnoliopsida, Poales, Poaceae. The record is from the annotation of a GenBank genome assembly.
AUGCCAAAGCAGCGGCACGGGAAACGCCUAGGCGCUCUUGAGCUAGAGCCUCGGCCUCGGCAGGAUCACCUGUACCUUGUCUUUGAUGACUGGUCGUUCGGAUAUACCAUCCGCAAGGUAAAUACGUCGAAUCGCUUCAAUCCCCCCGUGCAGCGCUUGCCUCGGCCUUUCUUCAAAUUGGAGGCGCCGCACGAGUCUCCGGAGUACUUCGCGUCAGCCUUUGGCACUAGGAUUUUGCUGAUGCAUCCCAGGGAUCCUGCGGGUCAUAACUUGUCCGGCAGCUUCUUCCCCAUGUUGGACGUCCGCUCGCGGAGUCUCACCUUUGGCCCUGGGCUCGAGUUUCCGAUUCAUCCCGUCUAUCUCGCCGUCGGCAAUAAGCUAUUCAUUAUUGCCGAAGCCUCUUUUGAGAUGCUCUACUUGGAUCCACAAUCUGGCUCCGAGUGGUCGUGGGAACUGCUCCCACAUCCGCCAUUCCAGAUUUACGACGUCUGCUCGUACGCUUUGUACGGACAUUCUCUCCUUGUGAGCACCGAGAACGAAGCCUUUGCUGCCACCUUCACCUUUGACACGGUAAAAAGUUCAUGGAAACAACUUGGCAAGUGGGUGCUGCCUUUCGAGGGUCGUGGUCACUUCGACCCUCACCUGGGCGCAUUUGUUGGGCUCUCGAAAGACCCAGACACCCUCGGCCAACUCAUUUGCUGCUACAUGCACACCUCCGACACUGGCCACACCCUUGAGUUGAAGCUCAGCAAGGAGAAGCUGUUCAGCGAGGACCCAGCCUUGAGGCACAUAGGCGCCACCCUUGUGUACAUGGAAAGCCAGAGCAAAUUCUGCCUCGUAGAAUGUGUCUCCAUUGUUGACGACAGUGCUGAUCAGGAGCUCAAGGAAGAGGAAGACCUGCCCCAAUCUGGCUGCUGUCUUUGUUGUUUGACUACAUUCUAUCUCUGUCAUGACAUGAAUGGAGACCCGACGACCGGCAGGAGCUGUAUGGUGCAGUACUACGAAGUGCCUAGAGCAACCUCUAUGUUGUUCCUCCAAGAUCCUGUUGCAUUUUGGAUGUAA